Messenger RNA from Pseudophryne corroboree (corroboree frog), 7512 nucleotides. RefSeq names its product zinc finger protein 182-like. The record is from RefSeq and is a predicted model, not a curated record. The transcript has 11 exons. The coding region runs from base 356 to 1930 and encodes 524 amino acids. Gene Ontology annotation, biological process: regulation of DNA-templated transcription. NCBI's taxonomy places the organism in Eukaryota, Metazoa, Chordata, Amphibia, Anura, Myobatrachidae.
ACGGUUACCAGUUGACGUUAGUGACGUGUUCGCAACACACCCAACGGCCAACGCUGGGCGCAUCACCGAGCCCCUGUUCAAUCCCAAUGGGCGGAGGGAUCUCUUCCCUGGGAUGUGGAUCCGUAGUAGGAGAAGGAUGCAGAUGGGAAUGCUGUGUGGCGGCUGCCGGUCCCGGGCUCGGUGAUGUCAGUGCGGGCAGCUAUGUGAUGGGGGCCAGUGUCAGCCCUAAGAAGAUUUGGUAAUAAAUCUAGCUUCACUAAGAAUUGUCCGUUGCUGGACCUUGCUCCAGUCUUCACACGGGCUUGCAGUUUUCUGCUCAACAUUUGUUUUAUUAGAAGAAGGAUAGAGUACAGACAUGGCCGGCCAUGUGUCUCCUACGGUAAUAUUCAGAGAUGUGGCGGUUUAUUUUUCGGAGAAAGAGUGGAAUCUCCUUGAAGGGUGGCAGAAAGACUUGUACACUGGUGUUAUUAAAGAAAUUCACGGGAUCUUAAUUUCACUAGGUUUUGUAAUCCUUAACCCCAACAACUUCCUGAGAAUACAGCCAGAAGAUGAGCCUUGUCGAAAGAGCCGCCCAGUGGUCGGAAGGAAUGAAAACUUGAAUUCUGUUGGUUCUGACUGUGGUUUGGCGAAUCCUGAUAUUUUGUUAACUGUCCAGCUGGGCGAGAAGCAGCGCGUGGCAGAGUCUUAUGAACAGGAUGGCGGAGGCAACUUGUCUUUUCCCAGCACAAGCAAGUUUAUAGACAGGUUUGGUGAAUACUCAGCUACUAAGCACGAAACACCUCUUGAAGAUUAUUCUGUUAGCUCUGAUAUUGAAAGCUUGGAUAAUACAGCAACAUGUUAUUCUUCUAACAACCCAGUUGUGCGGAGGGUUAAUUUUCAAGAGCACCCAUCUAAUAGCAACAACUUGCAGUUAGACGGAAAACAUGGUAUCAAGUACACAGCUGUACAAGGACACAGACCAUCUACCUCUGGUAUAAAUAGAACAAAUAUGGUUGCAGUUCCACAAAAGCUUAUUAUUAAGAAACCUUACAAUAUAUGUGAUAAAAACGUGACCAUGAAAGCAGAAUUACCCAAGAUUGAACCCGUUAUACUGCGAAUUAAAUCAAAAGAGCUGCCAUCUAAUAGUGAAAAUGUGUGUUUAGAUGGAAGAAUGAAUUACACAAUCGAAGAUGAAAUGAUUUUUGAGAGACGGGGUCCUGAAAAGUUCAACCUAAGAAACAUUCCUGCGAAAAAUAAAGUGAGAAUUCAAUACAAUAUGAAAACGAGUGGAUAUUGCCAAAGAUUAGUUCGGUGGCCAGUUGGUCAUAAAGAGGAGUUUGCACAGAAACGUUAUGGCUUGGGGUCGGCAAAGGAACCUGAGAGAACCUAUAACUGCACUGAAUGUGGGAAGAGAUUUUUAAAGAUAACUGACCUUAGACUUCAUCAAGGAACCCACAAAAUGAAAAUAAAACAGUACAAUGGGUCAGUGGUCCAGCAGAAGGUGGAAGCCAGUCAAAAACUUCCUAUCGACCAAAAGUUUCACCAGGCGGUUUCCAUCAAAAAUGUAUCUGGGACGAAGUCUUUAACUUGUUUUGUUUAUGGUAAAAACGCCAACACAAACUCCAACAUUAUCCAAACCACAAAAACAUUUGUGAGAGAGAGGCGAUUUGUAUGCAGGUUUUGCGGCAAACGGUUUCAGAAUAACAGUAAUCUUAUUGGACACGAGAGAAUACAUACGGGUGAAAAGCCUUUUGAAUGCCCGGAAUGUGGCAAAAGCUUUAGCCAGAAGGCAAAUCUGACCACUCAUCAGAGGCUUCACACCGGGGAAAGGCCCUUUGUAUGCAUCAACUGCGGCAAAGGCUUUGCACAAAAGAUAAAUCUACUAACACACGAGCAAACUCAUGCAAAAAAGAAAAAGAAAAUUGAUGGGAAGCAUGUUCUAAUGACUUAAUCCAAUAUUUUACAUCAGGUUCUGGUUGAAGACUCAUUAGCCGGAAUUACCAUAAAGUGCCUGGGAAUCAGUUGUUCCUCUUCACCAAGUCUACUUAUUUUUCAAUGCACAGUAUACAUAUGUUGACUCGCAGGCUAAUUUUACUGUUUUGUCUAGUUUAUUUGGACUAGUAUUUUGACAGGUGCUACUCCAUGAAGAUACAGACAAAAAGAAAGUACCUCAGACGUGAGAAGUAUUUUAGAGGUUUCUAAAAUACGAAUCAUUUGUUCCAGUUUUUCUAGCCUUAUAAUAAAGUAUAUAUAUCUAUAUAGAUGUUGUAACUAAUUUGUAUAUAACAGUUGCAUUUUAGAACUCGGCGUCAGGGCUGGGUAAACUUGAUCGUUUGUUCACCAAUAAUAAUUUUCAGGGGUUUAAAAAAACUGUAUAUACAAUAGUAGCUACUCUCCCCCCAACUAUGAAAACUCAGUGAAACUUUUCCAGUGUGGUCUUUGUGGUGUUCACCCCUGUAAACAAAAAGUCUCUAUUUUUAAAACAAUGACUGCAUCUUGUAGACUUGGGGGGAGGGGGGAUGUUUUUGAUUUGUUAUUUAUUGCAUUGUAUAUCUUCUGGUGCACAACUCUCCAUCAGGUUUCUUCGGUAAAGAAUUUACUAUUUACACUAAACCUCCUGCUAAGGGUAUAUAAUAACCUCCAGCUGUAAUUUAUAGUGCAGUUGUACUCCUGAUUUGUGCUUCUAUGUAGGCGUUGCUGACAAUGUUACAUAAACCUCCAUGUUUUAAUGGUGGAAUUCCUGGAUUGAAGACCAGAACAUGUUCUAAGACCCUUUUUUGUUAGUUUUCAUUUUAAUGUUUGAAGGAACUCGACCCUUCCUGGUGUUACACCAAAGGAUUUUCAUUUUCAUCCAAGUUCUUAUAAUGCAGGCUGUGUAGAAGAUUCCCUGUAGGCUGUAGAAACCACACUGCUUUACAAAUAGAAUUCUAAAAGACUGUUAAAAAACAAACACUGAUAAGUAGAAAUUUUAGCUGUUGUGUUUUAGAAUGAAAAAAGCAAGGUGCAACCUAGCCUAUUACAACACAAACCUUUCCUUUCUCCCAGGUUGUACUAUAUUAAAGGGAUCUUCACUCAUAUUAAACUUUGAAUCUCCCAUGACAAAUUACUAGCUUUACAGAACAUGUCAAGUACAACGGUUGCUCACUAGCUAUCGUAUCUACAGUGGCUUAGUAUCCUGCAGCAUUACACAACUGCUCUUAGAAUGGGGGUGAUACAAAUGUCAGCAACGUGAGUAGAGUGCCGCCGGAGUAGAGAUGGCCAUCGACGGUUUAGUAACGAGCGAUGGCAAAAUAGUUUUACCAUUGUGGGGGGAAAUGCUAUGGCAAAGCUUUUCAGUACGGUCCAUGUGCUGGUGCAGUCCCCAUUCCUUUGCUAAUGUGCAGACAUGAAACCUUGUUGGUUUCCCACCUAUGGUUAAAUCCCAUUGAUGAUUAACCUAUCAAUGUCCAUCCCUACUCUGGUGUGGUACUGAAGACACUCUUUAUUACCGUAAUGUGUGGUAAAAUACACAACAGGACAUUGUGGUGAAUUGAAUUGUCCCCUUAGUGUCUACUGUUCGAUCAAGUAUGUCCAGAGAUCGUUCCGUCUGUAGUUCUGUUAGUUGUGGAUAGAGGGGACUGUUUACAGUAAGAUCUUCGACUUGAGUCGACAUCUCCUUCAAAAAAGGUGUCAGCUAAAUUUCUGUCUGUUACUGCUUUUUGCACAUAAAUAGCUGCGCAUUGUAUACCCAGUUAAGAAAUACUGUAUAAUGCAUGUCCCUCCACAUGACCUCAUUAUUGUAGUUUCUGUUGCACUAUGCACUCAACAUUCAGGUUUCAUUCCAGUCUUGCUCUACAUAUGGUUGAAUAGAUAUUAUCUGAAGCUGCUCUUAUUCUGUAAUUGUUGGACGACCCCUGCCAAACAGAACUGGGUGUUUCUGGUCCUCAUUAUUCGGUGUCCCAUCAUUCAUCAAAGUCGCACAUUUUUAAAAUAAAUUAACAUCAGUAGAAGUGUAAAGAACCUUUUUGGUCAACUACUCAACAAGAGUGUAGAAAGGACAGGAAGACUAUGUAGCCGUUGUAUAGAUAGUAUAGGCUGUGUGUCUUAAAAAGAUGGUAAAAGAGCAAACAAAGUUUUGCUUGCAAAAUAUGUUCAACGUUACAAUUCGAGUUUAUCUUUUGUGCAGUUGUAUAGACUGACAAAUAGUUAUGGGCUCUGUAAUAUUAGAACCCUUUUUAUUUCUCAAAAAUGAAAAAAAAAAACCUUACACUGACUUUUUGUUUGAAAUUGUUUUGUGUUGAGUUCAUUAUUAUAUCAUAUAUAUGUGUUCAUGUCUUUUUCUGUUUCCAUAUUAGUAUUUCCCGAGUUGUAGUCGGAAAGUAAGUGAAAUUUUAAGAUAAUUAGCUGUGUAUGAAACUGACAAUUGUAAAACGUGUCCCAUCUUUAUUUCAAAUAACUGUUCCACAAAGCUACACGAUUUAGGAGACUAGCAUUAAAAUUUUCUUUUAAAGAUGUGUUCCCAAUACAGAUUAAGCGAAUGACAAACAGCUGUAAAAAUGAAUUACCAAAUAUGAUUAACUCGUGUUGGGAUGCCGUGUAUUUAUUUAUAUUUCUACCAUUUUAGUCAAUCAAUACAGCUGAAAACUUACAUCCAUGUGAAUGGGAGCGGUGUGGUAUGUUUAAUAGCAUUUAUACAGUAUAUAUAUAUAUAUAUAUUGUUCUAACGUGGACUGGCACUACCACUAUUAAUGGAUAAUCAUUGCCUUCGUUUUAUAUAUAUAUAUAUAUAUAUAUAUAUAAUCUCCAUGUGCUUGGUUUGAACAAGAAAACUUUUUUUCGUUUAAAAAUCUAAAAAGACUGAGCAUAAAAAACACACAUUGCAGUAGAUGGGCAUUUUUUUACUUGCCUUUUAAUGUGUUGCAGACCCACAUUGUAGCCUCAGCACUGACAAAAUUAGGAGAGAAGAGCAAUGUAUUUUUUGAAUGACUAGUGAAGUACACAUGGUACGUUUUUAUCUUGGAUUAGAACAUUUUGUAUUGUUCUUUUCCCAUUCUCAGCAGACAGUGUCCCUUUUUCACCCCUUCCUCUUUACUUUGUUGAACUGUGAGGUGUCUACCACUUAUAUACCCCAGUGUUCCCAAAAUACAGACCCACAAAAUGUGGUUUGUUUUUUUAGCUAUUUUUGCCUGGGUGUCAUGUUUGAACAUAAUCGUACUUGUGUUGUUACUCAUGGCUAAUAGGGUUGCCGAACCUGCCUCUAGGUGUCCUCUUUUUAGACAUGAGCCAGGCCAACUACUCUAAUGUGAAGUUCUUCACUUUCUUGCAAAAGCUUACUUAUAGAUGUAUAAUAGUAAGGUACAAAUUGAAUAAUAGUCUGAAUUGUAUAUUGUACUAGACAGGUGAAAGCUAAUGAGUUGCAGCAUGUCUCUGCAAAUGGCACUUGUGAUUUACCUUGUUUAUAGGUUAAGCCAGUCCUCUCCCAUUGCAGUUGGUUUCCUUUCUGUAAAUCCUUACACUGAAUAUUGGUGCCUCUGCCACAGUAUAGAUGUGAAUUAUGGGACUAAUUCAAAGUCAUGAUCACAUUUUUUUAAAAAUAGAGCAAUUUGCACCUGGGUAAAACCUUGUUACACUGCAGGUGGGCCACAUUGGAACCGUGCAGGGAGAGAGUUUGGAAUGUCAUGUUAUAGCUUACUUCUAAUAGUGUAAAAUCUAACUUGCCUGUAUUUGUUCACUAUAUGUAAAAUUGCGUUGGGUACGAUAUGCCGGUGUUUGGGAUGCAAGUGGUCAGAAGACUGGCUGUGGCAUCCCGAUGCUUAGAAUCUCGACAGGGUCUAGGUAAGUAUACUUAUCUGCCCCCAAUGCGCCCCUAAUCCUACCUUUCCACAGCCUAAACCUAACCCUGCCUCCCCUGCAGCCUAACCUUAACCCUCCCCAGGGGUGCCUAAACCCAACCCUUCCUUUCCCAGAGCCUAACCCUAACCUUCCCCGCGUAGCCUAAAAGUAACCUCCCCCUCUGCGGCUUACUUGAGCGCAGUCCCGGUAAAUGCUCAUUUAGGAUCCCUGCCGGGAUGCUGGCACGGUCAGUCUGAGCAGUGUUGGGAUGCCAGCACCAGCAUUUUGAGCAAUGUCGGGAUUCCGAUGUUGGAAUAUUGUCUGGCGGGAUCCUUACUGGAUCCUGUAAAAGCCGUCCGUAUUUUUCUUGCAUAUAAAAACAACAAAUUUACUAGCACCCCUUGCAUUGCAACAUAGUUCCAGGGGCAAAUUGCUCCUUUUGUUUUUGCUCCUAACUCUAAUUCUCAGGCCCUUUAUCCAGAAAGAGUCCCAACAGUGGCUCAUAUUAAAGGAUGCUUUAUUAUUUGUUAAUAAUAAAAAGGAUUUAUUUGAAAAUAAUCCAUUCAAGAUUUAUAGAGGUUUAAAACAUAACAAAAGUGAUGCUAUAAAAAACAUGGCUCUCCUUGUCACCAUUAUUAGUUACAAGGGGAGAGAGCCAUAUGUUUUUUAUAAAGCGCUCUCUAUUUGAGUAAUAUUGUAUUACUUAUUCUAUAUGGGAACAUUUGUACAGGCUUGGUUAAAUUGCCAUCUUAUAUCCUGUCUGCAGAUUUGUUCUUGAAAUGAAAGCUGCAAGUGUCACAAUAGUUAAUGGAACAGCCCUGUUUGUCUCCUAAUACUUUACAUUGCCUGUUUCUGCAUCUGGGCAGGUAGUGCCGGUCUUACAUAUGGGUAAUAAGAAUAGAGUUCACAGCUGCUUUUGUUAAUUUAACUAUGAUCAGUGAUUGGUAUUACAUUCAGGGUAUAUAUGUUGCAUUUUUGUCUUAAAUACCGGGACUCUAUAUACAUGAUAUAAUAAGAGCUUAACAUUUAGUUGUGUUAAAUGCAUUUACUAAUUUUCAGAGUUUUUGUUUUAACUAGCUGCUUUAGUUUUGUGUGUUUUAUAAAGAGCCAAAAACAAAUGGUAGAUCUUUUUUUUUUUACAUUGAAAAUGCAAAUUUAGGCAUGUCACAGAAAUGUUGCUUUAAUAUGAGGAUAUUGUUAUUUUUAAUAAACAAUUACCAUAUGUUAAUUUGAGCAUUUAAUUCUAUCAAUUUGCGAAAUACAGUUUCUGUCAAACGUACAGUUUAGACAAUUACCAAUUUUUUUUUUCCCCUGUGAUAUAUUUUGUUUAAUGAUUUUUUAAGCAUAAAUGUUAUUCUGUUUUACCCAGUUCUAAUGAAACCAAAAUAUUAUAUAUGCAAAGUCUUUGCUGUUUUCUUUGUUUCUUGUUUGUCUUAUGGGGAGCAAGAACUAUCAGUCUUACAACUGUUUCUGUAUUUGUCUAUGUCAGUGUUGUGUGUAACAUGCAUUGCUCUUCAACAUGCUCUUACGCAUGUUACAUGUUUUUGGUGUGUCUGAAAUUAAUAGAACCUAAGGUAUUUCUAGAUGACGAUUGUUAGCUGUAACUAUAACCUUCCCGUUUAGAAUGAGUGCUUCUUAGGAGUUGUUUGUAUAUGUGAUUCUUUAUGGUUGUCAUAAAUGCUGUAAUAUCUUCCAAUAAACUCAGUUUUGUUACCUAUUAAA